GGGGAAUCGUCUUUGUGACACGGUCGACCGUCGACAUUCCUGGCUACAUUCAACAUUCAACCUUCAUACCUAAACCACUUUAACCACUUCUGCGUUUUAAUUACCUAUGCUAUUAACCAAAUUCCAACGUGUCAUCUAAUAUCCGUUCUCAUUUUCGUUUUCGUUUCCGAUCCCCGUCAAUCAAUCAAUCAAACAUGAUGUUUUGACAUCUCUUAAACCAACAAUCAAAUUUCCACCGCCAACUUUCGGUCAACUUUCUGGUACCGAACGAUACCCGGAUCAUCCACCUAAUUCACAAUGUCGGACUCCGGAGAUGUCCAGCAUAAGAGGUCCAAGUCCACAGCUCUGUCUCUACUCCGACGUAGGGACAAGGACCGUAAUGAUGACGAUUCCGAAGAUGGAUCGCAAACCUCAGGCCUCGCUUCAACCACCACCAAUUCCGCACCCGCCAUUGCUAUGUCCCACCAGGCUUCUAUCAAGCCGUAUAAUCAGAGAAUGUCACUAGGUCGAAUCCCAUCCCGCGAGCCUAACGCUUUGGCCCCGACUCGGUCCAAUAACUCGGCUGCCGAGAAGAGUUCGAGUCUUGAACAAUCCGUCCGCAAAUUUCGAAUUGUCGAAGCUCUACGAAGUGGCAACACAGCAGCGAUAUCUAAAGCGAUUAGAGAAACGUCAGAGAAUGGACCUCGAGCAAGCACAUCUUCAUUGAAUGGUGCGAAUGUUGGUCCUUUAGACGAUACCACGAUUUUACAUCUUGCUAUCCAGUGCGCUGAAUACGACGUAGUGGAAUAUGUACUCUCUGAUGGUUCUGGAUAUAUCGAUAUCAAUGCCCGAGAUAAGGAUGGAAAUGUACCUCUACAUAUCGCCUCUACUCAAGGACGCAGCCCCAUCGUCCGAUUAUUACUGGAACAAAAAGAUAUCAACGAUGCUGUUGCGAACAACCAGGGAAAGCUUCCUUUAGAUGUAGCUCGAAACCCCGAAAUAUUUCAGCAACUCCAACUUGCAAGGACCUUAUUUGUACAGGAUAAAGUAAAAGAAGUUCAGGAUCUUGUACGAACAGGGGCCUAUGACACGUUGGGUCACAUUCUUGAAGAACCCCGUGUCAAGACGAUCCUAGACAUCAAUAGUAUUGAGCUACCCUGUGAUCCCGUGACGGUUCAGGCAGGAGGGUCAUUAUUGCACGAGGCAGCUCGCAAGAAGGAUACAAAACUGAUUCAAGCUCUUCUCCUUCACGGCGCCGACCCAUUCCAACGAGACCGGAAAGGUAAACUUCCUCAGCAGGUCACCAACGACGACAUUACGAAGGCCAUGCUUAAGCGAUCACCUGCCGCGGUAGCUGCCCAACGAGGCAUCCAGGAGAAAGCCGUACUUGGACAUGCGACUUCGCAAGCCGGAGCUAGCGCAGCCGUUUCUGGGGAUUUAUUAUCCUCCCACGAACCUCAGAUGAAAGGUUACCUUAAAAAGUGGACAAAUUAUCGCAAAGGUUACCAGCUUCGUUGGUUCGUCCUCGAGAACGGCGUUCUAAGCUACUACAAGCACCAAGACGAUGCGGAACACGCCUGCAGAGGUGCCAUCAGCAUGCGCAUCGCUAGGCUGUAUAUGAGUCCGGAAGAAAAAACGAAGUUCGAGAUCAUCGGAAAGUCGUCAGUCAAGUAUACUCUAAAAGCCAAUCACGAAGUUGAAGCCAAGCGAUGGUUCUGGGCUUUAAACAAUGCCAUUCAGUGGAUGAAGGACCAAGCAAAACAGGACGAACGACAGAAGGCUCAGAGUGCCGAGAUGCUACGACAGGCUCGAGACAGUCUCAUUAAACCGGCAGAGCCCUCCAUAAACGAUUCUCAUAGCGAAGUUGCAAGCACCACCGAACGAAGGAGUAGUGCUCAGUUGACUCGUCAUCCUUCAACGAAGGCGUCCCACUCUCACAUAGGGUUGUCCCGUACUAGUACCGCGGGUAGUGGAGAUGACGAGUUCGUCGAUGUGGGUGGUGCUGAAGCGAGAGGACACAGUAACAGGGCGCCAACAAUCCCCGGCGAGGUGGACGACGACGAUGACGACAAUGAAUAUAUGGAUCAUUCAAGUCGUGGUGAGGCUCCAACAGCGACUAAGGACGCUUUUAACAUCACGGCACAGUCAGCGAGGCUCCAGCUAGACACGUUGGCGUCUGUGAGUGCCGCUUUGCAAGCAGAAGCUCAUCGGAAUCCGUCUAUGUCACUUAUGGAUCCGAGGGCGUCGCAGGCACUCUCGACAUACGACGCUGCAAUUAAAAGUCUGAAGGGACUUAUGGGGGACCUUCUGAGGAUAUCGAAAGAUCGUGACGCGCACUGGCAGUAUCGCCUAGAACAAGAAACCGAGAUGCGACGAAUGUGGGAAGAGAGCAUGGCCAAGGUGGCAGCCGAGCAGGAAGUUCUAGAAGCAAGAGUUAGCGAGGCCGAAGCAAAACGCAAGAUGGCCAAACGAGCUCUUCGUGAGGUCAUAGGAAGCGAGGGUCGGCCGAUUAGCAGCGAUAGUGUCCACCCUGCAACGCCUAGUGCCCACGAAGAUGAGGUCGCAGGAAUAUUGCACUCGCCGUCGAUGAAGAGCAUUGGCCGCAGAUCAACCGCCCGCUCUCAUGCACUCGAGAUUUCAGACGAUUCUGAGUCUGAGCAAGAGGAAUUCUUCGAUGCUGUUGACGCAGGAGAAGUUGAUGCGGAGCCAAUGCCUCCAUCUGAUGUCGUACCUUCCGCCGGUGCAGAACAAGACGUCGUGGUAUCAGGCGUCGAUGUCAGCAGCGCUUUCCACGGUUACGAGAAUGGCUUCAGGACAAAGCUAAAGUUGGACGAAGACAACCGACCAAGGAUCGGAUUAUGGGGUAUCUUGAAGUCGAUGAUCGGUAAAGAUAUGACGAAGAUGACACUCCCUGUAUCUUUUAACGAGCCAACCUCCUUACUAUAUCGAACUGGUGAAGACAUGGAAUAUGCGGACCUACUAGAUAUGGCAGCGGAUCGAUCAGAUUCAAUCGAGCGAAUGCUGUACGUGGCCGCCUUUGCGUCGAGUGAAUUCGCCUCGACGAUCGGUCGUGUCGCCAAGCCCUUUAAUCCUCUUUUGGGAGAGACAUUCGAGUACGUGAGGCCGGACAAGGGAUAUCGAUUCUUCAUCGAGCAAGUCAGCCAUCACCCCCCUGUCGGGGCAGCCUACGCAGAAUCCGCGAGGUGGACCUACUGGGGUGAGGCCAAGGUCGACUCUAGAUUCUUGGGUAAAUCAUUCGAUAUCUAUCACCUCGGUACCUGGUUCUUAAGGUUGCGUCCCACUGCCGGUGGCAAAGAAGACUUCUUCACAUGGAAGAAGCCCAAGUCUCAAGUAGUCGGUAUCAUCACAGGCAACCCUGUCGUAGAUAACUAUGGACUUGUGGAGAUCAAGAAUUGGACUACUGGAGAAACCUGCCUGCUAGACUUCAAACAGCGAGGUUGGAAAGCUUCGAGUGCUUAUCAGCUCUCGGGGAAGAUUCUCGACUCCGAUGGCCGACCACGCGUGAGCUUAGGCGGACGAUGGAAUUCCAAGCUUUAUGCUCGCCUUACUCCUGGAUUUGAAGCAACUGUCGAGGAACCGAAGGACACUCGAGGAAGCAUAAGCGACCCCAGCAGAGCUUUCAUCGUAUGGGAAGCAAAUGCUCGGCCCGAGGGCAUCCCCUUCAACCUCACACCAUUUGUCCUCACUUUCAACCAUAUAGACGGGAAUCUGGAGAAGUGGAUUGCUCCCACGGAUUCCAGGUACCGGCCGGAUCAAAGAGCUAUGGAAGACGGCGAGUACGACCUCGCAGCGUCGGAGAAGAAUCGACUAGAGGAAGCCCAACGAGCUAGGCGAAAAAUAAGACAGCAGUCGGGUGAGGAUUUCACACCUGCGUGGUUCGAAAAGGCCACAUGUGAAAUCACCGGAGUAGAGUACUGGAAGUUUACGGAGAAGUACUGGGUACAACGGGAAAAGUUUGGCAAGGGAGAUGCUCACGCGUGGGACGGCCUGGAACCGAUCUAUACUUCGGAGGAGUAGGCGGUAGGUAGUAGGUAGUAGGCGCAGGAUUCAUGAAGCUCGGCUCGGGUGAUAAGCAGUGACUGUACAUCGUAUAGAGGAGAAAAAAGCCUGUAUACAAAAAGCUGUAAGACGAGUAUGUAUGAAACACAGCACUAGUGACUUAA
Molecule: messenger RNA, 4163 nt
Organism: Annulohypoxylon maeteangense
Lineage: Eukaryota; Fungi; Ascomycota; Sordariomycetes; Xylariales; Hypoxylaceae
Product: oxysterol binding protein
Exons: 3
Coding region: 298-4017 (1239 amino acids)
Biological process (GO): endocytosis; maintenance of cell polarity; piecemeal microautophagy of the nucleus
Cellular component (GO): cytosol; membrane; nuclear envelope
Molecular function (GO): protein binding; sterol binding
Source: RefSeq, a predicted model, not a curated record